AUGACACAGGCCCCUGAAAACGUCGAGAAAACCAGGUAUCUUUUAAAUUUUUCAGCUACUAUAGUGGUCACUAAAGCUUGAAAAAGUGGCCUCUAUAGGGGACAUGCUAGUUGUGAACUCUAUGCUAAGAAGCAUUGCCAUGGGAAAAACUGAAUAAAUAAGCGUUUUUGAAAUGAAAUUGAGAGGCUCCUACAGGGGCCACUUGAGCUUUAGAAGCUUAUGGGUCAGACCCUAAACCCCUAUAGGUAUCACUUUAAUUUUACCUCUAUAGGGGCCGCUUUUUCGGCCCCUAACCCCUAUAGGGACCCCUCUGAUAUUCCUAAGUUUUGGCGGUCAUUCAAACUAUUUGAUACGAUCAAUGAAAAUGAAUCCUAAUUUAUUAAGAAUUUUUAAGGGAAACCGGAAGUGAAGAUUCAACGUCACAAGCUUCUGACAAUGACAACUACUUGACAGUUCGGACCCUUCGAUCCGUUAAAAAGCUGGUCAGAAGUUUGCAAUUUUCUUUUUUGAAAAAAAAGCCAAGUUUUCAAAAAUUCAAAGUGUUUUUCUUCUACCAUUUGCUACGAAAGUUGUUAAGUAGUAAUGAAAUAGUUAGCGACCUUUGUAGGGCCUCCUCAAGGGGCCACCUUAAGAACCCCUAUAGGGGCCACUAACGCUUGCAAAAGUGGCCCCUAUAGGGGCAGGCUAAUCUAUAAUUGUUAUGAGCUCUAAGAGAAGAAGCAAUUCCAUGGGAAAAACUGAGAAAAAGCGUUUUUUGAAAGAAGUUGAACGGCCCCUAUAGGGUCCACUUGAGCUUUAGGGGAUAAGGGGACAGAUGCUAGACCCUUAUAGGGGCCACCUUGAUUUUAGAUAGACCCUUAUAGGGACCACUUGCUGAGGGGGCAGAUGCUCGACCUCUAUAGGGACCACUCUAGUUUUAACCCUAUAGGGUCCCCUUGAGCUUUAAGGAAUGAGGGGACAGACCCUGAACCCCUAUAGGGACCACCUGGAUUUUAGAAAGACCCCUAUAGGGUCCACUUGAGCUUUGGGAGCUAAGGAGUCAGACCCUGAACCACUACAGGGGACUCCUUAGUUUUACCUCUUUAGGGACCACUUUUUCGGUCCCUACAGUGGUGGUUUUCCUCCUAACCCCUAUAGGGACCACUCUGGCCUCUUCAGAACACUUCAAUCACCAGUUGAAAGACUUCCAAUUCCUCUAA
This is a messenger RNA of Caenorhabditis auriculariae, 1199 nucleotides long. Lineage: Eukaryota; Metazoa; Nematoda; Chromadorea; Rhabditida; Rhabditidae. The record is from the annotation of a GenBank genome assembly.